Molecule: messenger RNA, 824 nt
Organism: Rubroshorea leprosula
Lineage: Eukaryota; Viridiplantae; Streptophyta; Magnoliopsida; Malvales; Dipterocarpaceae
Source: the annotation of a GenBank genome assembly
GGAUUAGGUGGGAUGAGAUGGGACUUCAAAAUAAAAUGUCAUUUUUACCCUCCUCUCUCUCUCUCCCCCUCAUUGUCUUCGUUCUCCCAACCUUUGUCUCGCUUGUCACGGUCGACCGGUUGCUGUAGCUGCAGGCUAUGGCCGAUGCCAGAGUCUGCGCCUCCUCCGCCGGUGAAGCCCAGGCUGAAGCUGGGAACUUAUGUGAUCCAGAUCCCCAGAGAUCAAAUCCUCCGCGUUCAUCCGCCCGAGAACACCAAAUGCCUCUAGCAACUCUCCAAGCGCAAGCCCGGCCGCAGUACCUGCCGUCGAUGGUGCUGCUGCUGCUUCUUCUUGUCCAUCCUUCUCCUUUUCCUCCUCGCCACGUUUGCUUCCGGCGUGCUUUACUUGGCAUUCAGACCCAAAUUACUUGGCUACAAAGACUGUAGUUUUUUAUUUAGUAAUAUCUAUUGCAAUCGAUCUUCAGUUCCAGAAUCGAAGAGAACGAUGUUCGAGCCACAGCAUUUUGUGGAUUUGCAAGAAAAUUCAAGUUUCGGAGAUCAGAAUUCAUGGUUGUUGGGGGAGGUUGACUCGUCGCCGAUAAACCGUCGAAUUCAGUCUUCACUCUCUAACUCCGCCGCGAACGGCAAUGUGGGUCGCGUCUUCUAUAACGAUCUAGUUGAGAUGAUCCCUCUUGUUCAGUCUCUCAUCGUAAUUCUCUCCCUCUCUAUGCUUAAAUGGAUUUGCAUAUAAUUUGUAAUUUCUUUUUCCAAAUUUCUUGGCUUUUGUUUGGUCAGUGAGAAAAUGAUAGUGGGGAAUGUGAAAGGAAUUAAAUUUAUUGGUUUAAU